AUGGACCCUAGUAACACCGGCGAACCUGACCCGGGUAGCAUUGCAGUGCUGAAAACAGUUGACGAAAGCGUCAGGACGGCGCGCGAGGCUGAAACGAAGGGGGGUGACGAAACUAGGGACGACGGGAGGAUCGAGGCAGGAGCGGAAGCAGAACGAGGUGAGAGGAAAUCAGCGGGAAGAAGGGGAGAAGAGAGGGAAGAUGGGGAAGAGGAGGGGAGUGAGGAGAUGCAGGGCGAAGGCACUCUUAGAAGUAACGCUGGGGUUGAAGGACAAGAGGAAGGGAAGCAGCAGCAGGACGGAGAGCAGCAGGUGGAAGGAGAGCAGCAGGAGAAAGACAAAAAGCAGGUCCAAGAGGAGGAGGAGAAGGAGGAGCAGGAGGAGCAGGAGCAGCAGGAGGGGCGGGAGCAGGAGGAGGAUGAGGAUGAGGAGGAAGAGAAAGAAAAGCAGCAGCUAGUGGGCGCUAGGGAGAGCAGUAGGAAGGGCGACAGGGACGGCGGCGGUGGCAGCGGAGUGAAGCGGGGGCUGCGGUCUGUGAUGGCAGGGCGAUUUCAGCACUACUCCGCGCUCAAGAGCAAGCGCAGGCGGCGGCUGGAGCAGAGGAGCUUCCAAGAGUUCUUCCUGGCGGGUGGCGAGGGGGAGGGGGAGGGGGAGGGGGAGGGGGAGGGGGAGGGGGAGAGGGACGGUGGAGAAGAGGGGGAGAGGGGGAAUGCGGAGGGGUUGGGUGGGGGAAAGGGGGUUGGAGAGUUAGUGGAAGAUGGGGAGGGGGAUGGAGGGAAGGAAGUGGAAGGGGAGGAGGAUGAUGUUGGUGUUGUUGUGGGGGAGGAUGAAGGGGAUGGGGACGGGGGGAGUGAAAGUGAUGGGGUGGAGGAGGUAGAGCAGGAGGAGGAGGGAGAGGAGGGCGAGGGGGAGGAGGAGGAGAAGGAGGAGGAGAUGAAAGAAAGCGGAGCUCUAGAGGGGGAGAGGAAAGAGGAAGGGGACGAGGAAGGCCGGGUGGAGGAAGAGAGGGACGGGAUGGUUGAGGUAGCUGUUAAGGGUUUGGAAACAGCAGGGAGUGGAGCGGAUAAGCUUAGAGGCUCUCUGAAAUCCGUGGUGGGGAAGAGGGAGGAGAAAAGGCGAGAGAGGGAAGGGAAGGCACAGCCAAUCGUGGAGGAGGAGAAAGGCGAGGGGCAGAGGACGCUGAGAAGGAGAGAGCAACCGAAACGAACCCAGCAGAGCACGCAACGGCAGCAGCAGCAGCAACAGCAGCAGCCACAGAAGCAGCAGAGGCGGCAGGGGAAGAAGCAGACGGGUAAAGCGAAGCAGGCAGCAGCGGCGAAAGCAAAGGCAGGGCGAGCAGCAGCAGCGAAGGCAAAGCGGGAGGCGGAGAGGCAGGAGGAGCACGAUGCAGAGGUGGCACGGGCGGUAGGGUUCCCUCCGGAUGGGCUGAGGGAGGACGAGGAGGAGGCGGGUGUGGUUCGCAGUGGCACGAGUGGGGAGGAGGGCGUGUAUGUGCGCAUGCGGAAUCGGAUUUUGGCGCUUUGGAGGCGGAAUGUGAACGGGUGGAUACAUGAGGACAAGGUGGGUAGGGUGAGGGGGACGCAGGAGGACGAGGAGGAGGCUGGUGUGGUGCGCAGUGGCACGAGCGGGGAAGAGAGCGUGUAUGUGCGCAUGCGGAACCGCCUUGCAGCAGCGCGGCAGUUGAUGGUUCUCGGGCAUCGGGUGACAGUGAUAGAGGCUCGCAACCGCCCCGGAGGGCGAAUGCACUCCAAGCUGCUCUCCUCGCCUCCAGGCCCCAACCAGGUGGCAGUAGCAGCGGAGCUAGGCGGGUCGAUCGUCACAGGCAUCCUCGGCAACCCUCUGGGAGUCUUGGCCCGCCAGCUCGCCAUCCCUCUGCACCGCAUUCGCGACGCCUGCCCGCUCUACCGCCCGGACGGGCUGCCCGUGGACGAAAAAUCUGACCGGGUGGCAGAGGCAAGAUUCAACGUGAUGCUGGACUUAGCUUCAGAGAGGAGGGCUGAGAUGGAAGGGGUGGCAGAUCAGAUCUCCCUUGGGAACACCAUGGAGUUUGUUCGGCAGCAAGCGGUGCAGGCUGUAUCUGAGGAAGGUGACUCAGCCGCAGGAGCAGCAGCAGCAGCAGCAGCAGCAGCAGCAGCAGCCGCAGCCGCAGCAGCCGCAGCAGGAGCAACAGCAGCAGCAGCAGGAGCAACAGCAGCAGCAGCAGCAGCCGCAGCAGCAGGAGCAGUGACAGGAUCAGCAGCAGCAGCACAACCAGCCACACUCCAAGAGACAGAGGAAGAACAGCAGCUGGUGCAGUGGCACUACGCGAACCUCGAGUUUGCCAAUGCAGCCCGUGUAGCGGACCUCUCGCUGGCCUUCUGGGACCAGGACGACCCCCACGAGCUGCUGGGGCACCACUGCUUCGUGGCGGGUGGCAACGGGCAGCUUGUGGAUGCCCUGGCGGACGGGCUGCCCGUGGUGUAUAACUGUGCGGUGGAGAGGGUUGAGUAUGGGAUAGGGAGGGGUCGAGAAGGGGACGAGCCGGUUUCAGCAGAGGCAGGAGGGGGAGGAGCAGGAGGUGGAGCAGGAAGAGGAGGAGGCGGGGGAGAGGGGGGAAAGGAAGAGGAAGUGGGAGGGGAGGGGAGAGCGGCGGCGGGGGGAGUGAGGGUGGUGUGUCGGGACACGAGGAGUGGGGAGGAGGUGGAGUAUGAGGGGCAGCAUGUGCUCUGCACGCUGCCGCUGGGAGUGCUGCAGAGGGGGUCUGUGUCUUUCCACCCACCGCUGCCUCUCAGGAAGACACGUGCCAUCCAUAGGCUGGGCUUCGGGCUCUUGAAUAAGGUAGCAAUGCUCUUCCCGUAUGUCUUCUGGGACACCACCAUCGACACCUUUGGUCGCCUCACAUCGCACCCCUCGCAGCGCGGCGAGUUCUUCCUCUUCUACUCCUACGCUGCUGUCUCGGGCGGCGCACUGCUCAUGGCUCUUGUUGCAGGGGAGGCAGCAGAGAAGUUUGAAGGAGAAAAGUCAGAUGCGCUCAUGUGGAGGGUGCUGACAGUGCUCAAGAAAAUCCACGAGCCCAAGGGCAUAGCUGUGCCGCACCCCCUGCAGUGUGUGUGCACGCGGUGGCGCAGCGACCCGUAUGCAGGUGGCUCGUACUCGUAUGUGCGUGUGGCGGCAUCGGGGGACGAUUACGAUACACUGGCAGAGAGCGUGGACGAGCGGCUCUUCUUUGCUGGCGAGGCCACAAGUCGUCACUACCCCGCCACCAUGCACGGAGCCUGCUUCAGCGGCCUCAGAGAAGCAGCCAAGAUCAACCAAGUCGCCACAGCAGCUGAAGCAGCGCGGACAGCCGAAGCAUCUCGGGCAGCCGAAGCAGCCCGGGCGGCACAAAGUGCAGCUGCUGCCAGCAGUGCCGGCGGCAACACCACAGAGCAAAGCACUCCCAUGACCACACCUGCUGCUGGCUUGUCAACAGAUGUGGGAGCAGCAGCAGCACCAGCAGCGGUAGGCAUGGGCAUGCAGGUGGCAGUGUGCCUACUGGAUGCUCUCUUCAGCGACCCUGACCUCGAGUUUGGUGCCUUUGCCGUGCUCUUUGAUCCCCGCGGCUGCCAGCCUGACCGUGCUGCUGUGCUGCGGGUCACACUCAGAAAAGAUGCCUUCUUGCCGCGGCUACCUGCUGCCCCUGCUGCGGCUGCUGCUGCUUCUGUCCCUGUUGCUGCUGUCGCCUCUCCAGCAGGAGUGAGUGAAGAUGCAGCAGCAGCAGCCGCAGCAAAGGAAGCAGCAGAGAGGCGAAAGGCAGAAGCUGCGAGAGAAUGGGGUUCUGUGGUGAAUACCCCCUUGUCGCACACCCAUGUGGUGAAGGAUGAAAGCCAAGCACCUCAUGCAUCGAAAGAGCAGCAUCAGCAGCAACAGCUAACACCACAGGAAGCCAAAAAGAAGCCAUCUAGCAGUGCUCCUCCUUCACCAUCUGCUACUGCAGCUGACUUCGCAUGGCCCCUCCCCCAGUUGACCCUGCACACAGUUGUCACCCGCCACCAGGCCUUGCUACUCCGGGAGGUUCGGGGCAGCGAUGCGGCUCGGUUGGCGAUCCUGACAAGCAGGUUCGGAGUGAAGCUGGUGGGGAGGCGCGGGCUGGGGCAGAUGGGGGAGGAGGUGGUGGAGGCAGUGAGGGAGGCGAGGGCUGCUAGCAGGAGGAAACUUUUGGCCGCAAUGGCUCACGUGGCGGCAGGCGAAGGCACGGAUCGCUUGAACGCGCAUGUGCAAGUCAGCGGCGCAAGCUACACUGUGGCUGCGAGGAGGAGCAUAAAAAACGAUGGCACGACAGGAAGCAAGACCUUGAGCAUGGGAGUGGGUUUGGGGGUGGGGGUGGGGGUGGCGGGCAGUGGCGGCACAGGCGGAGCGGUGGGUGCGAGCGUGCAGGUGGCGACGCAGAUCACGGUGCCGGGCCUCAGCCUCCCCGUCAGCUUCGACGCCCUCCGCUGCUUCACCCUUCCCCGGGCGGCGGCCAAGGCGGGGCGGGAUGUGCAGGUGUGGUGGCAUGGGAUCACGGGAAACAGCAAGGGCAGCAGCAAGGGUGCGGUGUGCAAGCAGCUGCGGUUCUUUGCCAACCCCGCCUGCAAGGGCAAGGCGCUGGAUGAGGUGCUCAAGCCGCAAUACGCCGGCCUGCGCAAAUUCUUCAACGUCCCCAGGUGGGUGGUGGGGUCAAGUGGAUGA
This is a messenger RNA of Closterium sp. Naga37s-1, 4686 nucleotides long. The record is from the annotation of a GenBank genome assembly. NCBI's taxonomy places the organism in Eukaryota, Viridiplantae, Streptophyta, Zygnematophyceae, Desmidiales, Closteriaceae.